This is a messenger RNA of Arachis ipaensis, 2118 nucleotides long. RefSeq lists its product as uncharacterized. The record is from RefSeq and is a predicted model, not a curated record. NCBI's taxonomy places the organism in Eukaryota, Viridiplantae, Streptophyta, Magnoliopsida, Fabales, Fabaceae.
AUGGCUGCUCUUCGCUUCCUCUGUCUUGGUCCUCGCCUCCUCUGUGGGUUUUCUGAUAUAGAAAAUAUGAAUUCUGAAACUGUGAGUAACCUUGUUACUGCUGGAGUUGGUUCUGAGGCUGCUCCGGUCGAGGUUGAUAAACCUAGUUCGAAAAGGCUGAGACCAGCAAGAUCCAAUGUUUGGAAUUUUUUCAAAAAGCUCGGUCCAGAUAAGGAUGGAGUAGAACGUUCUGAGUGUAAAGGAUGCAAGAAGGUGUUUGAAGCUGGAGGUAAGCGAUAUGUCACUUUUACUCUAAAACGACAUCUUGAUAGUUGUACUCAAAUUAAGCAUGAAGAUAUUGGUCAGACUAUAGCAGAAUUGCAACUUAAAAUGGGUUCACUUAAGAUUGAUUCAGGAGUGGCUAGAGAUAUGUUUGCUUCUUAUGUAGUUGCUGGGGAUAAGCCAUUCAAUAUGGUUAAUGAUAGGAGAUUUAGAAAUUGGGUGAUAUAUAUUAGUCCAACUUUGAAACUUCCUUCUAGGAAUACAGUUAAGGCUGACAUAGUGAAAAUUCAUACGAGAGAAGCUGCGAAACUUAAAAAAAUUUUAGUUUCCAUUCCAAAUAGAAUUUGCUUAACAUCUGAUCUUUGGACUUCCAGUACCAAUGAGGGGUUUAUAUGUUUGACUGCAGAUUUUGUUGAUGAGAACUGGAAAUUACAGAGUAAAAUUCUCAAUUUUUGUCAUAUGCCUCCUCCUCACACAGGAUUUGAGUUGUCUUCUAAAAUCUUUACACUUUUGACUAAGUGGAAAAUUGAUAAAAAGAUUUUUUCCAUUACUUUGGAUAAUGCUUCUUCUAAUGAUACUUGUGUUGAACACUUGAAAAGUACUUUGGAUGUGCAUGGUUCAUUGUUGUGUGAUGGUGAAUUCUUUCAUGUUCGUUGCUCUGCUCAUAUUUUAAAUCUUAUUGUCCAAGAUGGAAUGAAAAUAUGUGGUGAUGCAGUGCAUAAGAUUAGAGAUUCUAUUAAGUAUCUGAGAAAAUAUGAAAGUCAAAUGGUUAAGUUUAAAGAAUGUUUUGAAGAUAUUGAGGGACUUGAGUAUACGACUGCAUUAUGUUUAGAUGUUCCUACUAGGUGGAAUUCACUUUAUGCAAUGCUUGCAAGUGCUAUUCUAUAUAAGAAAGCUUUUAAAAUGUAUAAAGUAAAAGACGCUGGAUUUAGGGAGUAUUGUCCUUCAUCAAAUAAGUGGAGAAGAACUGAAAAGAUAUGUGAUUUCUUGUUACCAUUUUACGAAACUACCAAGUUGAUGUUUGGAACUUCUUACCCAACAUCCAACUUGUAUUUUUUACAAGUUUGGCAAAUCCAGCUUAUUUUAAUGAAUAGUUUGAAGAAUGAUGAAGUGCUUAUAAGGAACAUGGGAGAAAAAAUGAUGAUUAAGUUCAAGAAAUAUUGGGAGAAAUAUAGUGUUGUUCUUGCAUUUGAGGCAGUUCUUGAUCCUAGAUUUAAACUCAACACUUUGGUUCAUUGCUAUAAUGAGAUUGAUCCUAUUAGUGCUAAAGACAAAGUGGAGCAUGUGAAGAGUAAGUUAUACAAGCUCUUUGAGGUUUAUGACCACAAUUUCUCUACAACUGUAGAGAGUUCUUCCCAACUUCCAAGUAAUUUUUCUCAAGCAACAUCUUCUGCAAUUGGAACUCAACUUAUUAAAAUUAAAGACAACCAUCAUCGUUUUCCAACACUAUCACUAAUGGCACGAGAUUUGUUGAACAUUCCUAUUACUACCGUGGCUUCAGAAUCUGUAUUUAGCAUGGGUUCUCAUGUUUUGAAUAAGUAUAGAAGUCGUUUGUUGCCAGAUAAUGUUGAAGCGAGGAAGAUAAAGAUGAGGAAGAUAUUGCAAAAGGAGAAGGCUAUUCUUCAGGAGUUGCACCACAAGAUCCAAGCAACUGUUGAGGAUGAUUUGAUCACAACCUUUAUUUAUCAGUUAAAAGAAGGAGAUGUCUGCAAAUUGAAAAGGAAAAGAGAUGUUGAGUGUAAUGGAAACAUAUUGAAAGUUAUGAUCCUUGAAGUUUUUGCUGAUGGGAAGAAAAUCUCCUGCAAUCUUAUUGGUGAUUGUUGUGCUCUUAUAGACAUCAAUAGUUUGAAAAGAUAA